UUUUUUUUUGGUUUCUGUCACAUUCUCUCUCUCUCUCUCUCUCUCUCUCUCGUGGCCCUUACCCGACCCCCCCCCGUCCCCCAACCCUACCCUCAGUUUCUAGGAGCAUCGAUUUUCUCGUAAAUCGACGGGAAAAUGCAGCAACAGAGGCUGAAGCAGCAGCAACAGGCUUUGAUGCAGCAAGCGCUUCUUCAACAACAGUCUCUCUACCACCCUGGCCUCUUAGCUCCUCCUCAGGCAUUGCGCUUAAGGCUUCCUUGGCAUUACGCGCUGGAGAGAGAUUGCAUCACACAAAGCUCAGAGUUUAAGAUUGAGCCAAUUCCAAGUGGAAAUCUGCCUCCUGGUUUUGAUCCAAGUACUUGCCGCAGUGUAUACGUGGGAAACAUCCAUACACAAGUAACAGAACCACUUCUACAAGAAGUUUUUGCAAGUACUGGCCCCGUGGAAAACUGCAAGCUUAUUAGAAAGGAGAAGUCAUCCUAUGGUUUUAUUCACUACUUCGAUCGCAGAUCUGCUGCACUUGCUAUAUUGCAUCUGAAUGGAAGGCAUCUGUUUGGGCAGCCUAUCAAAGUUAAUUGGGCAUAUGCUAGUGGUCAGAGGGAGGAUACAUCAGGUCACUUCAACAUAUUUGUGGGUGAUCUCAGCCCUGAGGUUACAGAUGCUACAUUAUUUGCCUGCUUCUCUGUUUAUCCUAGUUGUUCAGAUGCAAGGGUUAUGUGGGAUCAGAAGACUGGGCGGUCAAGAGGAUUUGGGUUUGUUUCUUUCCGGAGCCAACAGGAUGCACAAAGUGCAAUAAAUGACUUAACGGGGAAGUGGCUUGGCAGUAGACAGAUACGUUGCAACUGGGCCACAAAAGGUGCUGGUUCCAAUGAUGACAAGCAGAGCUCAGAUGCCAAAAGUGUGGUAGAACUAACAAAUGGUUCAUCAGAAGAUGGCAAAGAGACGGCAAAUAAUGACGCUCCAGAGAAUAACCCUCAAUAUACCACUGUUUAUGUGGGCAAUAUUUCUUCAGAGGUCACUCAGCUUGAUCUCCAUCGCCACUUCCAUGGUCUUGGUGCUGGAGUUAUUGAGGAGGUCCGGGUCCAGCGAGAUAAAGGCUUUGGUUUUGUGAGAUACAGUACUCAUGCUGAGGCAGCCCUGGCUAUUCAGAUGGGAAAUACUCAGUCAUAUCUUUGUGGUAAACAAAUUAAGUGCUCUUGGGGUAGCAAGCCGACACCACCAGGAACAACUUCAAACCCACUCCCCCCACCUGCAGCUGCACCUUUACCUGGCCUUUCUGCCACUGAUAUUUUGGCCUAUGAGCGGCAACUAGCGAUGAGCAAAAUGGGUGGAGUUCAUGCUCUUAUGCACCCUCAGGGGCAGCACCCUCUUAAGCAGGCAGCGAUGGGCAUGGGUGCUGCUGGAGCAAGCCAGGCUAUAUAUGAUGGUGGGUUCCAGAAUGUUGCUGCUGCUCAGCAGCUCAUGUACUACCAGUAAUAUACGCAAUGAGAGUUUGGUUAUAUGGUGAUAUCCUUAUAUCCUGCUUUCUGCAGAAUUUCUUUCAGUUUGUAAUCCUCUAGGAAGCUUUAUAUUAUCUUCUUCUUUUUACCCCGUUCUCCAACGGUGAGGUUGUUACCCAAUAUCAUUUCAUAUGCUUGCUUUCUGUUUCGAUAUUUGUAUCAUGAUGUAUGUUUUGUGUUUUCUACUUUGUAGUGAUGAUGAGUGAUUAAUGAUAUUAUUAGAGGGAAUACAAACCGUAGUCUCGUUUAAGGCUUUUCAGUUCA
Molecule: messenger RNA, 1763 nt
Organism: Carya illinoinensis
Lineage: Eukaryota; Viridiplantae; Streptophyta; Magnoliopsida; Fagales; Juglandaceae
Product: oligouridylate-binding protein 1B-like
Exons: 13
Coding region: 136-1476 (446 amino acids)
Molecular function (GO): mRNA binding
Source: RefSeq, a predicted model, not a curated record